Penicillium samsonianum is the source of this 1489-nucleotide messenger RNA. RefSeq lists its product as uncharacterized. The record is from RefSeq and is a predicted model, not a curated record. The transcript has 2 exons. NCBI's taxonomy places the organism in Eukaryota, Fungi, Ascomycota, Eurotiomycetes, Eurotiales, Aspergillaceae. Bases 119 to 1309 code for a protein of 396 amino acids.
GUCUGAUUUUGGGAAGACACCAGCCUUCCCCGUAAUCUAAUCCAUGGGUAUUGCUGGAACACCACACUGCAACUUCUCACUGAAUCCGUGCUGGUUCUGGCCAUGAUUCCGUUCCGUGAUGUCCAUCAUCCUUGAAGACAACCAGCCCCCCGGGUUUGUACGUCUCGGUCCCACAUGGUAUCAUGAGAUUCCUUUUUUACCCCAUGGAUGGGAGACAACCAAUGAUCGGGGAUCUGGAUCACUCAAGCAUGCAGCAAUGAAAGCACUGCUACGGGACCAAUCGGCGCUGAAGCCCGAGCUGUUUGAAUACGUUCACUGGUAUUUGGCAAAAUACCUUUGGGACGCCCUAAAAAGGUGUAACAAGCAGACAAUGCACAUGUGGAAAAUAAUGGCCAGCGUUUAUCCUGUACAAUUCUAUGAGGUUAGUCCUUACUACUGCCUCGAUGCUGGCUGUCCCAAAAAGCCACUGAGAGACUACAUGGGUAUUAUCGAUAGCGAUGACUUUCGCUGGCGUGCAAUCUUGACGAUUGCAACCACAUACUGUACUGCCACAGACCUGACUACCAUACCAAACAUCAAGAAUUUGGUUGCUCUGGACGUGUACAGUGAGCCAUAUUCGUCGAAUCUUGCCCCGCUGGAUCCCGUGGGCGUUAGCAACGACGGUCUCCCCUUGCAAGAUGGAUUUGUGCGUGGUUGGAUUGAAUCCAAAGCACUACAGCACCUCCGCAUUCUCAGGUUCUACCACCAACGUGAAAUGACCGUUGCAUCACUGGAAGCUCUGCGUGAACUGCCGGAGCUCCAGCUCGUUGUGGCGUACGAGUGUAAGAUGAUCACAGAGACGAUUCAAAAAUACGACAGGCCCGCGAAUGAUAUCAUUCCCAUAAAGGGAUGGUCGGCCUGCAGACUCGAUUGGUUUUGGGAAACCCACGGAACAUCAAAAACAAUCGAUGAUAAUCUCUUGUCCUUGCUUCAUGUGUACCAGUCUAGUCUCGAGACGCCUGAUGACGAGCAAUCGAAAAGACCAUCAUCCCUACCCACGAAUAUUCCAAUUUUGGAGUUCAAACUACCAACGGUCGACCACAGCAGAAGAGACAGGGUUGUUGUCCGCUCUCGCUAUAAUGCAAAGUCAAUUGUAUUGUUUACUCGAGAUCCUGUGAAGCAAAAGCUUGAUGCCGAGAAGAAGCAGCAACGUGGAAGGGAGAAGAAGCGGAGUGAGCCACCUGAAAGGGAAGAUCGUCCUGCCAAGCGAGCAGUCAUGAAAGAGAGGGGACCGAUGGACAUCUCGCAGACUUUGAAUCAGUUCUUUUGAUGGAUUGCCUAUGUAGGCAGGGAACAUGGUUUGAAUGGCUAGCAAUGGAAUAACACUUCCGCGCCAUUUUGAAGCGAUACUCCAGAAUUAUUUCGCAUUUUUGUCACUUGAUUAGCAGACAUAAAGUUCGCUACACUGACCACAGAAAUGAUCAAGUCACCGAGGUCUAUCUGUAGAUUC